UUGGAGCAAGUCCAAUAACAAUAGCCUAACCGUUGGUAAAUAUAAGAAUUUUAAAAUGAGUUGCUCUCGACAAACAACUUUGAGCCCUGAUAGUGGGCAUAUUAUUCACAUUGAAGACUUCAAAAAAGGUGCAGAAUGUACCUGGAUAUUCGAUGUGGAACCGGGAAAUACUUAUGCCAUUUUGAUGAACGUUAUGUUUUCUAAAAGAAUGAAUUGCAAUAAAGCUUCAUUAAAGAUUGGAGGAACUGAAUUUUGUGAUAAAGAAAACCAAUUCUGUAUCCUAAAUUCAAAAGACCAAUGCAACGAUGAACUACUUAUGGUUCCGGGUUGCCAGACUUUUAAGAUUGAUGGCUCACCUGUGGUGGAGUACAAGGGCAAGAAGACAUCAAACGGGGAAAUUAAAAUGUACUAUAAUAUUUUAGAAUGCGAAAAUUCAGAACCUCCAAAAACAUCAAGUAAAAACAUACGACGUCGAAUACCAACAACACAAAAAACAAAACUACCAACAAGUUCAUCCACUCUGAAAUCUGGAAUUAAAAAAGAUUCACCAUUCCCAACAAUAUAUACAACCAAUAAUCAAACUUAUUAUAAUCAGACGGAGCCAGUAGUACCUAACAUUCAUGGUUCACAGAAAGACUAUCACAUGACUGAUGUGGUUUUGCCACUAAUACUCUUUUCUAUCCUAUUUGCUGUGUUGCUGGUUUUCAUGCUUUAUACGAAACGCAAGCAGCAAUACAACAAAAACAGAGCACAUACGUUCCAAAUGAAUCCUGCUUUAUACAAAUCUGCGUCACUUCCGGUUCUUGGAGACGCAAUUCUUCAAAAUCAAGAAUUACAUGAUAUAAACAUCAGUCGUUCACAUAAUUGCUUGAAUCAAGAAACGCCGGUAAUGAUUCCAGGAAUAUUGGUGAAUGGAAGACAUGAUGUCAUUUCAGAUUACUCCCGCUCAGUAAGUUUUAUGGGAAUAAACGCAAAUGAAGAGCACGUCACAAACAAUUUAGAUGUCAAAAAUCACCUUCCUAACACUCAGGAACAAAUUUUUUUAUGCCCUUCCCCAACUUUAUUCCGUGCCUAUUCAAACGCACAAGAUAUUACAAAUGAAAUAUCAAAGGACGAUUAUGAACUGGAACCACAUAUCGUUCGGUCUUACUCAACAACUUCAGAACUUUCAGUAAUCCUUGCAGCUGAUCAUCCUUAUAGCUACAUAGCAAACGAAAACGACGCACAGAUUCCAUGCUAUGCCAGUAGUAGCAAUGAUGACUCAGUUUUUCAAAACUGUGCAACUCGGAAUCACCAGUAUGCAACAAUCUCUUUAACAUCGGAUAAUGCCAAUGUGACUACGUCUACAACUUAUGCUGCUGAGAAAUAUAAUGGCGCUAAUUUCAAUCCAUACUCAGUGGCGAGUGACCCACAAGCAGGUAAUAAUCAAACAAGAGAUUAUAUUUACUCUGUUGUCUCAAAAUAGGCCAUGAAACAUAGCAAAUAGCUUAAAGUAUUACAAAUGCUGAUAAACAAAUCGGAAAUUCGCAAAAUAAUUGAAUUACGUCGCGGUAUGAAGAAACUACAAAAUCUAUAAGUAAAGGAAGUAGAAACUAAAAAUAGCAUAUCGCACCGAGUGUACAAAAAAGUUUUCCUAAUGCAACAGUCAAAAAGAAAAUCUGUAUUUUUGUCUGCAAAAAAUUCUUACUUGACAACAGAUUGAUAAUUGUUUUUGUGGAAAAAGCAUAUCACUGUUUAUUUGC
This is a messenger RNA of Styela clava, 1742 nucleotides long. RefSeq lists its product as uncharacterized. The record is from RefSeq and is a predicted model, not a curated record. NCBI's taxonomy places the organism in Eukaryota, Metazoa, Chordata, Ascidiacea, Stolidobranchia, Styelidae.